UAAAAAGAAAGAUGGUAGCACCCGUUUCUGCGUAGAUUAUAGGAAGUUGAAUGAUGUCACAAAGAAAGACAGUUAUCCUCUACCAAGAAUCGACGAUACAUUAGACACCUUGUCUGGAGCGAAAUGGUUUUCUACAUUAGAUCUACAAAGUGGAUAUUGGCAAGUCGAGAUUGAUGAAUGUGACCGUGAAAAGACCGCUUUCAGUAUGGGCGACGGGUUAUGGGAAUUCUCUGUGAUGCCAUUUGGGUUAUGUAAUGCGCCUGCAACGUUCGAGCGACUGAUGGAACAUGUGUUAAAAGGACUCAACUGGACGACAUGUUUGGUGUAUCUUGAUGACAUUAUCAUCAUGGAAAAAAGUUUUGAUGAUCAUCUGAAAAAUCUAGAGGAAGUCUUUCAGUGAAUAGCAUCAGCCGGAUUACGCUUGAAUCCCCAAAAGUGCUCAUUAUGGAAGAAGCAGGUCACAUAUCUCGGACAUAAAGUGUCAACUGAGGGGAUUCACACCGAGGAGGGAAAAAUAAAAGCAGUUAAAGAUUGGCCUCAACCCACCAACAUUCACGAACUCCGCAGCUUCCUCGGCUUAUGCACGUAUUAUCGCCGUUUUGUACCUGGAUUUGCGAACGUGGCUAGAAGUUUACAUGAUUUAUCAAAGAAGAAUCGCCCGUUUGUAUGGCAGUUGGAACAAGAAAAAGCGUUUGAGCAGCUUAAAGAACUACUUUGUACGGCGCCGAUGUUGGCUUAUCCAAUACCUGGAAAGAAAUUCAUCCUGGAUACAGAUGCGAGCGCUUAUGGAAUUGGAGGUGUCCUGUCUCAGCUCAUCGACGGACAAGAAAGAGUAAUUGGGUAUUACAGCAGAGUGCUCGGGAAACCAGAGAAAAACUACUGUGUGACGCGAAAAGAACUACUAGCUGUGGUGGAAUGUGUAAAACAUUUCCACAAGUAUUUGUAUGGACAACGAUUCUUGCUGAGGACUGAUCAUGCAGCAUUAAAAUGGUUAUUACAGUUUAAGAAUCCGGAAGGCCAAAUUGCACAAUGGAUCGAAAGAUUACAGAAUUACGACUUCGAAACGGAACAUCGAAAGGGGAUUCACCACAAAAAUGCGGAUGCAUUAUCACGUCGCCCUUGUCCCCUGGAAUGUAUACAUUGCUCCAAAUCAGAAGGAAAAGAAGGUAUAAUCGACGUGCGAUUACUGAAUAUAGAACCUGAAGAUGAUUGGACUCCUCACCGCAUCAGAAUCAAUCAGCUGGAGGACCCUGAUCUUGCAAAGCUGAUAAUAGCCAAAGAAAAUGGGGUACGACCACCAAAGGAACAAAUAAGUAGUGAGAGUCCAACUGCAAAAGCAUAUUGGGCCCAAUGGAACAGCAUAAACCUCGUUAAUGGAUACCUUCAUCGUACCUGGGAAAGUGAAGAUGGCAAACAGUCUCGUCUGCUGAUCAUAGUACCGAAGUCUAUGAUCCCGAAAGUGUUGAAAGAAUAUCACAAUGGACCUAGUGGAGGGCACCUUGGGAUUACAAAAACUAUAGAGAAGAUUAAACAACGAUUCUACUGGAUCGGUUGUCGAGAUUCCAUAGCAGAAUGGAUAAGUAAUUGCGUAGAGUGCAUGGCAGCUAAAGGUCCUAAAGCCAAGAGUCGCGGUAGGCUACAACAGUACAACGUGGGAUCACCAUUUGAACGAGUCGCAAUGGAUGUUGCAGGUCCGUUUCCAACCAGUACGGCCGGAAACAAAUAUCUACUGGUUGUCAUGGACUAUUUCAGUAAAUGGCCAGAAGUAUAUGCCUUAAAAAACCAAGAAGCGAAGACAGUAGCCGAAGCGUUUGUAGAAAAUUGGAUAACAAGGUUCGGAGUGCCCGUCGAAUUACACUCACAUCAAGGCAGGAAUUUCGAAUCUUCCAUUUUCCAAGAAGUCUGUACAUUAUUGGGCAUCCACAAGACACGGACAACAGCGUUACAUCCACAAUCAGAUGGAAUGAUAGAAAGAUUCAACCGAACGCUCGAAGAACAUCUGCGGAAAAUCGUUGAUAAAGAUCAACGGAAUUGGGACAAGUGCAUCCAGAUGUUCCUGCUGGCGUAUCGUUCAGCGAAGCACGAGACAACUGGUUACACGCCAGCAAAGAUUAUUUUCGGAUCUGAUCUGCGACUCCCUGCUGAUCUUAAGUUUGGAACGAAUCCUACAGCUGUAAAAAAUGAUGGAGAUUAUUGUUCUGCCUUAAAGGAAGAAAUGAAUGAAUUGCAUCUAAUGGUAAGACAGCAUACGCAUCUGAUGAGCAAUAAGAUGAAGGACCGGUUCGAUCAAGCGGUAAAUUCAAAAGGUUUUGAAGAAGGUGAUCUGGUCCUGUUGUACAAUCCACUUCGAAAGAAAGGCUUGUCCCCGAAACUGCAGACAGCCUGGGAAGGACCCUAUAUGGUGAUGAAACGACUUAAUGACGUGGUAUACCGCAUACAAAGAAAUGGAAAAGCACGAUGUAAAAUGAAAGUAGUACAUUUGGAGAGGCUCGCCCAAUUUGGUUCAAGAGGAUUUGUGCCUAAUCGGGACGAUUAGGCUUUAGUGGAGGGCAGUGUUACAAAAGUAGUAUUAAGUUGUAUUUGUAUUACUAUAUGCAUCCCUGAUUAUGAACAAUAGCUGUAGGUAUAUGGAAUAGCGUUUGUCUUGUUGUAGACAUCUGGCGCCACGGCUGUUUGCUUGUCGAAACAAUAGACAUCUGGCGCUGCACUGUCUGCUUGUCUAGUUAAAAAAUUGCUGAGUCUGGCGCCGCGACUGUCUGCUUGCGUCUGGCGCCGUAUAGCAUUAUGUUCUGGUAAUUUCCAGACGCAAUAUUCUAGAAGGACACGUCGGCAUCAGCGAGAAGUGCGUGGCUAUAUAAGCCGUGGCAGCGCCAACGUAAUCAAUAAGUGCUAAGAGUAAACUGCUAAAGUGUAGACGAGUUGUGAAAUAAAGAGUUGCUGAAUUAAAUUAAACAGUGUUGAUUUUAUUUGUCAAUCCAGAGAUACGAACCUAACAAAGUAAACUAGCAAGCAGUAAAUUCGUAACAGUAUAAUAAUUUUAUUUCUUUUUAGAGCUUCAAAAUGUGAAAGAACAACUCAGGAGCAGCUGCAGCAUCACAGGGUAUUAUCUCAACAUAAAUAUCUUUUUAUCCGCACAUGUAUUCAAUACAUAUGUACAUAUUUACAAAUAAAAUUUUGUCUGAAUUAUUUAAACAUAAAUACAAGGUGCGUUCCAAAGUAAACAAGACUUAAAAAAAAACAGAACAAAUGGUUUUUACACGGUCCAAAAUCAUGUCGGACGAGUGUUUUAGCUCGUAGGCCGAUAUGGCCGCCAGUAUACCGGUGCAAACCAUUUGAAUGGCUUCUACGUCUACAUAACGCUUUCCUUUCAUUGGUAACUCCAUUUUUCCGAAAAGGAAGAUGUCGCAAGGUGCCAUAUCAGGUGAAUACGGGGAGUGGUUAAUGAGUAAAAUGUGAUUUUUGGUCAAAUAAUCAGUCACAAGCUCGAUCGAUGAGACGGCGCAUUAUCGUGCAACAAACGCCAACUUUCAUCUUUGCGAUAUUUAGGCCGAAAACAUCGAAUACACCGCACCAAACACCAACGUAGAAUACCGCAUUAACGUUUUGACCGGCUGGAACAAAUUCUUUGUGGACAAUACCCAUGGAAUCAUAAAAACAAAUCGUCAUUGUCUUCACUUUUGACUUCUCCAUACGCGAUUUUUUGGGUUUCGGCUCGUCCGUCGCCUUUUAUUGAGCACUCUGGAGUUUCGUUUCGGGAUCAUAUUGAAAACACCACGUUUCGUCACCAGUCACAAUAUUGUAAAGGAAGUUUUUGUCCUUCUUGACCUUUUUAAUGAUGUCUUUCGAAUGUUGGAUUCUAAGCAAUUUUUGGUCGUCAGUCAAUUUGUGCGGAACAAACCUUGCACACACCUUUCGUAAGCCCAAAUGUUCGGUUAAAAUGCAAUAAAUCGAUGUUUUGGAGAAGUUCAAUUCCAUUUCCAUGAAUUUCAAUGAUGAUUUCGGCUGAUUUUUGAUAAAUUCACGCACAGUUUCGAUGGAAUUUCCGGUGAUCACAGAUUUUGAUUGGCCCACAUGUUGAUCGCAAUUAUGUCCUCACGACCACUUCGAAAACGUUGAAACCUCGUGUACUCUGCUACGGUAUAGGCAAUCAUUGCCAUAAAUUUCAUCAAUUGAAACGUUUCGGUAAAAGUUUUACCAAUUUUAAAACAAAAUUUAAUGCUGGCUCAUUGUUCGAAGCUCAUUUGCGCACCAAUAACACAAACAUACUGACGCUUAAAACGCAAUAACUUCACUUCCAAUUGAUGAAAUAUUAUGAAAUUCUCACUGGAAAAUCGAUAAAGACGAUUCUAACGCAGCAGUCAACAUUUAGAUGGCGCCACCAGGGGGCGCUAGAUUCCUGUUUUCUUUGGAACGAACCUUGUAUGUAUACAUAUGUAUGUCUCUUUAUUCAUACUUAUAAGGAACGAAGCCCACGAAGUAAUACAUAGCCGGCUGAACCGCGAUGAGGUAGUUUGAAACCUCAGGACGGGCAUAAGCUACUUUCUAUUGUUUUAUGUUAAAAGUUGUGACUUUCGUAAAUAAAAAAAUUAUAUUUAAAAACAUAAGCAUGUGUUCAAUAUUCAUGUAAGAAUCAUUUGAACAUUUUUAUCGUUAAAAAUGCAAAAUAAAAUCACACAGCUACUGGCAGGGUACAGUGGUUUUUGUUUACAUACCGAUUUAGUAUUAUGAUAUUUGUUUUCACACACCACAAAUUUGUGAGGUAUUUGCGAGCAUUUGAGCUUUUGAAAUCACGUCAGCAUACGGAAAACUUCACAAUAGUGAGUGGUGUUAUCAUUAGUUUACCUUUACCCAAGUCAACAACCCUUGUUUACAUCUAGGUCAUCCCCUUUUGUUUACAUUUUAUUACCGAUCACAUAUAAGGCAAUAGCAGAUCGAGUUUAGGUACUUCUCUGAUAUUUUAUCAUUUUUACCAUUAAUUCCUUAUUUGGGGAUUACUUUGAAGGCGACAAAAUAAAUAUUGAUGAAUAUAAUUAAAUUUGUUUGCGUUUUGUUUACAAUUAUACAAGUUAAAAUAAAUUGCAUAUAAAAAUUAUAUUUCAAAUCAUAGGCACGUGUUCAGUAUUCAUGUAAAAAUCAUUGGAAUAUUUAUUUUACUUAUAAAAAAUAAAACAUCACAUAGCUACUGGCAGGGUACAGUAAUUUUUUUACACACAUAUUGUAAUAUUAACUUGCUAAAAUAACGGGUGGGCCAUCUGACGUUUUAAAUUUGAAUUAUCUAUAUUUCGACAUUGAAAACGUCAAAUACCAUUCGGAAAGUGACAGAUAUUCAGUAGAUAGUCUAAAAUUUACGAAAUGGGUCGCUAUUCACUAUUCUACAGUUCGCAGAUUGGGCAGAAGAUCGUUUGACCGAGGAUGGUCAAUUUUACCGAAAAAUCAUGUUUUCUGACGAGGCUCAUUUCCACCUCGAUGGUUACGGUAACAAGCUGUAUAGUGCGGAUUUUGAUCUGGUGGAAUCAUCAGCCCAUUUUUCUUCGAAAAUGAAGAAGGAACCGUAACCAUCAAUGGUGAGCGAUAUCGCGCAAUGUUAACCGAAUUUUUCUUCAAGCAAAUUGAAGAGCAAAACUUGGACAAAAUUUGGUUCCAGCAGGACGGCGCUACGUGCCAUACAGCAAACGUUACACUCAAUCUUUUACGCCCUAUCUUCGAAAUUUAAAAAUUUUUAUAUGGCCCACCCUAUAGAACGAAUAUACAAAUUUUCAAGAAGAAGAAAAAAGCGUCAUUUCGAGGGAAAAUUUGGAUUUUGAAAAGGUUGGAUCUUUCGUCGGUAAUUUUUAACCUUUGAAUCAUUUAAAUGCCUAAAUGAUCACCAGAGACCACUACAUCUUCCUUAAAAAGAAUGCCCCACCCAACAUUGACCUCAUUAAUUUUUCUUCAACGUGUCCUCGAGGAGAGAAGGUUUUGUCUGCUCAGAAUAUGCUUGGAUUUCGUCAACAUCUACAUUUUUUUUGCCAAUAAUGUAGCACGAUUACGUAGCCAGUUAUGAUCCAACAAUUUAAUUUUUUACUUUCCGGAAUAUACUCUCAAUUAAUAACUCUUUUUUUCGAGAACAGGAAAGCAGGUAUUAUCAGGCAGUAUAAUGCACUACUUAAGAAAGGUGAACGUUGACCAGUUAGUCAGCAAUCAUCAGACAGUGGUAAGGCAAUACCACCGAAAACUUCAACGUUGAAGCUUAAAUAUUACAUUAUUUUGUGCAAUAUUUGGGAGCCAUUAUGCACAAAUCUCAAAAUUUGAUCAUCAACAAUGCAACCAUUCAACUAUUUAUGUUAGAUGUUGCGUUAGGUUUGUAAUGAGUUUCUAUGCGUCGUUCGCCUUUACGUAUAAUGUAGCAAAGUAGCCGCAAAGCAAAAGACAAUGAGAUUUUCUGUUGUUAUAUUAAAAACACAAAUUCAGCGAUUGUUGCGAUGAAAUUAUUCAACAAGGAAGUUAUUUUAAAUUUUGUGAUCGGAAACAAUUUUGUGGUUCCAAAACAUUCAGAAUGUUAGAAAAGGUCUUUGGCGAUAACUGUUUGUCGCGACCAAGUAUUUUUUGUCACGUCACGUUUUCGACUAUUGAGGCUUGGUGCACUCCGAACUUUUUCCGAUCGGCUAAACUAUGAACAAGGAAUACUAUUUAAGUAAUAAAAAUCGUUUGCGCGAAGCUAUUCAUAAAAAAAGUCUGAAAUUAUGGGCCGACAGCUCUUGAUCGGGAACGGUCCCCCCCGAUGCCCGGGUGAGGUCGGAGAUAUAAAUGCCUUCUCUACGGAUACCGGCUCUGCGGACGAGUGACCAACCCUUUCCGGCUUACUCGUGGGAUCAAAUUUGAACGAAACUAACAAUACAACAACAACUACAACAACAACCAAAUUGACGACAACGGCGACGACUAAGGGAAACGACAUGACCUAAAGAAAUCCUAUAACAGAAUCCGAAGAGGACGAAUUAUUCGCCUCCAGCCAGGUGACGAGUAAGAGUACUGCCGGAUAAACCAACCAAAGUAUACCGGCAGAUAAGGCAGGGAAAACAACAAAUCUAAGGGAGGAAGCGUCCACCUCCAAAGCUGCCAUGAGGACCAACCAAAGUGCACUGGCGGCUAAAGAAGAGAACAAGAAAAAGGGUAAGAAAUUCCAGAAUCAGCUGAGGAAAAACCGGUACCAGAGGGCAGUCUUCAUAUCGGGAAAGACAGCCAAAGACCAGGCAGAAGGUACCCCAGUUGACGAGGCGGAAACAAAGCGCCUCAAAUCCAUUGUGGAGGAAUAUGACAGUUUCCUGAAAAGGAAGCAAUAAUAAUCUCUAGAAGAGAGCAAGCAGCCAAGCAAUUUACAAAAAAUGAAUCGGUUUAUUACAGAAAUACCAGAAACUCUGCCCAAAAAACCUUGGCGGAGUGAAGGUGAACAAAGCAGUACAACAACGGCAAGACAUUUCUGCGAUAUAGCUAGGGAUAGCCAACGAGUGGCCAACAUAGACGGUAAUUUCUCCUCCCCGAGCACAAUUCAGGAAAGAUGGGUGGAGAUCGACGUCAGAUUGUCGAGUAUGGUGCUAAGCUUUGUACUCGACAAUCCUGCGGGUCUUCCUCCGGAUUUCGACUCUUCUGAGACCCUCAGGGGUUACAGGGUCAUCAAGUGCGCGGACCAGGCCUCGCUAGAUUUCCUGACGGGUAGUGUUGCCAAAAUCAGCAACGCCGUUGAAGGCCUCCAAUUGAAGCCUAUACCCGCCAGGGACAUAUCGAAGAGACCUCGUGCUCGCAUUUGGCUACCCGCUCUAGAGAAGCCGGGGAAAAAACUCCUGAGGUGCAUGGAGCUGCAAAACAAAGCUAUACCUGGUAUAGAUGAGUGACAACUGAUCAAGGAGGAAAAACCGAACAUAGCAAGUAGACCAAUUCUGGUGGCCAUUUUCGAUGAGUCCAUUGAGGCUGUUAAGAAGACUGAAUACAAAAUCAGCUUCGGAAUUCGCAAGCCCAGGCUAAAAAUCUUCCAAGGCGACAAAGCGGCUGACGAAGACGACAUGGAAAAGGUCGACGACGCCAGCCAGUUGCAGCGGAAUAUGAGCAUCAAAGAAACCUGAGAUGCCCUGUAACUUACGAUGCGUACAGAUCAACCUGCAGCACUUGAAGAGUGCUACAGCGCAGCUGACAACUCUCAUAAACGAGAGGGGCAUCGACAUAAGCAUAAUACAGGAGCCCUGGGUUAAUGAAGACACCAUUAAAGGGCAAAACAGCAGCAACUAUAACCUUUUUUACACACGAGACAAAGGUAAACCUAGGGCAUGCAUUCUUAUCAAUAAAAGUAUAAAUGCAUUGGAAUGUUGAACAGAAGGAAAAUCCCUUCUUCCUGGUCUCGGCCUAGUUGGCUCAUGUCGAGGACAUACCACCGGCUCCGCUCACCACACUAGUAGAGGACAACAGGAAGGAAGAUGUCCUAAUAGAGUUUAUGCAAACGCAAGGCACACUGCAUGGGAUAGCUCCAGUAUAAACACCAGAGGUGAGUCACUCUUACAGUAUAUUCUGAAUAGCAAAUUAAGUAUAUGCAACAAGGGCGAUAAGCCAAUCUUUAUUUUCCCAAGCUCUGAUAGAUUUCUGAGGUGGGAGGAAGUGCUGGGCCUCACGCUAUCAACAGACACAGACAGUCUCGCUGUGGAUAACUGGAGGGUAUCCGAUGAGCCUUUCAUGUUGGAUCAUUCCUGGAUACUCUUCAGCAUCCGCGAGAAAUACAGUACUUCUCUCAUAUAUCGCAACAAUUAAAGAACAGCGUGGGAAAAAUUUACCAAUAUAGCAACAAAGUGCCUUGAAAAGGGAGGCAAUAAGAGUAUUAGUAAUCCUCAGGAACUAGAUUCAGAAAUAGAGAAGUUGGAAAAAAUCUUAACCACAACUUUCAAUAAAUCAGCAUCGCUAACAGUUUUGAAAAAGAGAAAGUCUCUUCCUUGGUGGAACAGUGAGCUCAAGAAUUUGAGGACACAACUAAGGAAAGCUUUCAAUGAGAGUUCUAGAACCAAAAUAUGGCAGCCAUAUAAAGAUAUUAUGAAAAGAUACAAAAAAGCAGUCAGGAAAGCUAAAAAAACUCAUGGCGAUCUUUCUGCACAUCGAGAGAAAGUUGCAGAGAAACCGCAAGGCUGAGUAAAAUGCUAUCCAAAGACAAUGUAAUACUGCCUAUAUUAGGACGGAGGGAAAUGAUUGAACCUCCUCGGCAAAAAAGUCUCUGGAGGUACUUAUUACAACGCACUUCCCCGGGAGUCAGCAAACACCUUUAACGAGGGUUCAACCAGAACCACCGAUAAACGCAGCUGAUUACCGAGGCCAAAUAGUAGACAAAAGUAAAAUCAAGUAUGGCAUAAAUAGCUCUGCACCAUUUAAAGCAGCAGGUCCUGGCGGGAUUAUGCCCAUAAUGCUGCAAAAACUGGUAGAACCGAUGGUUCGAAGGAUUGAAGAUAUAUACAAAGCAGCAUUCAACUAUCUUACAUCCCAAAAAGUUGGAAAAUAAUUAAAGUUGUGUUCCUUCCAAAACCAGGCAGAAGAACACACGAUAAUGCAAAAGAUUUUAGACCUAUAAGCCUCACCUCCUUUAAGCUGAAGGUACUAGAAAGGCUAAUAGACUUACAUGUAAGAACAAUAAUGGCGGAUAAGUUAUCGAAGUCCCAACAUGCGUACAUAAAGGGCCGAUCAACCGAAACUGUCCUUCACGAGGUGAUAAGUGUAAUUGAACAAUCACUACACUACAAACAAUACACUAUGGCUGCUUUUCUAGACAUGGAAGGCGCCUUCAAUAAUAUAGAAGUAAAUGCUAUAAUUAAUUCUCUGACACAUGGUGGCAUAGAUGACACUGUGUGCAGAUGGAUAUUAUCGAUGAUUGAGAAUUAGAAGAUUAUAGCAUCAAACGGCGCUAUAACACAAAUAAGUUAUGUGAGUAGAGGGACACCUCAAGGAGGGGUCCUCUCCCCGCUUCUAUGGGUUGUAACGCUGAACGAAAUACUACUCCAACUAAAUGGUGGGGGAGUGAAAGCAGUAGCAUUUGCAGACGACAUAGUGCUGUUGGUAUUAGGCUGUCUCCUUCAACAGUCAGCGAGAUUAUGGAAAGAGCUCUACUAGGAGUUAACCCGAACAAAACAGAAUUAAUGCUAUUCAAAAACAGAACCAAAAACCUCAGUUUCAACUUCCGGUACUAAACGGUACAACACUCACUCUAUCCCCCACAGCUAAAUACAUGGGGGUGGAGAUUGACACCAAACUGUCCUGGAAAAUAAAUAUAGAAAAAAUAAUAAAUAAAGCAUAUAUGGCUUACUAUACUUGUAAGAGAUAGUAUAAUCAUGUGGAUGUAUACGGCUGUCAUAACACCUAUACUUACAUAUGGAGCUCUGGUAUGGUGGCCAGCGCUAAACAUACAAUACAACAUUACAAAAUUAAAUGGAAUACAAAGAGCAGCAUGUCGGGUGUUACUGGUGCAAUCAGGUCAAGUCCGACUGACACCCUCAAUGUGGUCCUGCAUCAACUACCCAUGAACAUCUUUAUUCACAAAACAACAGCAUUUGCGACUAUAGAAUAAAAGAAUUGGGAGGUUGGAAUCAGCAGAACUACGGACAUAAUGCAAUCCUAAACAAGAUCACCAUUAAUAAAUCAGACUACAUUCUCCCAAAGCUGGAUUUCAAUAAACACUUCCAGGUGAGGAUACCAUUUAGACGAGACGGGAGAAGAGGUUCAAUAGGGGAGGAGGAUACCAUCUCAGUCUAUACCGACGAGUCCAAAAUGGACUGCGGAGUAGGCCCGAGGGUAUUCUCCGCUGAUCUUGUCAUAUCUCUCUCUAUACGUCUACCGAACUCGGCUAGUAUCUUCCAAGGGGAAGUACUAGGCAUAGAAAAAGCCUGCUAAGUUCUAUUGGAAAACUACGAAAAUAUACAAAAAACAACUAUAUUUACGGAUAACCAGGCGGCGCUCCUGGCCUUGUCUUCGCCCAUGACAAAUUCCAGUAUAGCCCACAACUGCAAGAAAGCACUAACCGCAAUAAAAGACAAGCUCCAACUAGACUUGAUCUGGGUUCCCGGUUACAGGAACAUUUUCGGUAAAGAAAAAGCAGACGAGUCGGCAAAGGCAGGAGCUUUCCGUAACGAAUCCGAGGCGGAGCUAAUACCAAGCCCGCUAGGAUCGAUCAAACGAGAGAUCAAUAGACAAUUUCAACAAGUUGCAAAUAACAGGUGGAAAAGCAUUACAAAAUGCAUCAUAACUAAACAAUUAUGGCCAACAUAUGACGGGAAAAGAACCAACGACUUAUUUAAUAAGUCAAGGAAAAGUAUCUACAGAGUAACAGCUACCACAUCAGGGCAGUGGCCAUUUGGUUAACAUGCGUCCAAAAUGGGUAUGCCGUACAACAUCUGCCGAGGCUGCGCAAUAGCAGGGAACAAGGAAACACUUUUCCACUUUCUCUGUGAAUGCCCAGCCCUAGCACACAUCCGACACAAAACACUUGGAAUCCAUCAAGCACCAAACCUUGAAUAGAGUUCUACUAAAAGCAUAUCAGACAUAAGUAGUUUCAUCGAAACUUCAAAAUGGUUUGAGAGAGAAGGUGAAACGUGAUAGCAGAUACAGAAGGUUCUACGAAUAGUGUAUCAAAAUGGCACACCAAGUGCUAAUUGAGCCCCAUAGACAACAGGGCUGCACUCCUACCUACCUACCUAUAAUAUUAAAAGAGGCAUGUAAAAAAUUUCAGGUCGGUUUUUCAAAAACUAAGGGACUACUUUGCGUACAUACAGACAGACAGAUGGACUCAGGUCAUCAUGCUGAUCAUUUAUAUAUACAUUUUGUAAGAUCUCAGAUGAUUUCCUAAUAUAGUUUUGAUAUUGAUCCAGGAUUAAUAUAAUACUUUUCACUCUUUACUUUCGACGUAAAGCUUUUAUUUUGAUCACAAAGUACUACAUUAUAAAUACAUCACUUUAGGUUUUUAUUUGGAUACGCCAGCUGCAGUAAAUGUUGAAUUUGGUGGUUGGUUAGCUCGAUAAGUUUAGAACAUGAUUUCCUGUUAAAUUUUAAUACUUGUUUUUUAAAUUUAAAAUUUUCGGACGAAAAGUCAAAAAUAAAAUAAAUAAAUAAAAAUAAAUAUAUGUACUUAUUCUUUUGCACUGUUAUUUCGAAUAAUUCGGGUUGUAUUUUUAUUAAAUUUUUUAAGAAAAUUGUAAACCAUCGAGAACUUAUUUAAUGUGGCUUUUAUACACUUGUGGCCAAGUGGCAAUUUAGUGAGCGCCUAUGAGAUUAUUCCUAGAAGUCAGCUAAUAUUUUACUCAGAAUGUAAUAACACGAACUUUUUUUAGUUCAUAACCGGUGAAUAAUAAUCAAAUUCGUUGCUUUAAUCGAAAAAAAGGUCAAUACUACAUUUACGUAUUUUCUUCUUUUACUUAUUAUUUCUCUUUAGUACUUACUAUAGCAGUGUAUAUAGCAAUUUGAUAUGAUAUUGAAGUGGAAAUUAACAAACCUAUUGUGAAAGGCUAGUGGGUUAUAGUGGUCAUAAUUAUUGUAUAGUAUACUGAAAGAGGAAGGCUACACAAAUCGGUCUACUUAAAAACGACGCUAACAAACCCUGAGUUUUUAUUUUAGGUAAUCGUUUGGAAAGUAUACAAAAAUAAUGGCCUUCAUUAGAAUUGACAGAUUCAUAAAAAAUUAAAAUUUUUAAUUUAAAUUUUUUAUUUUUUUUCUAGUAAUCUAUUUUAAAAAAGUAAAGACAUAAGUAUAAUUAAAUAAGGUUUCGAUUUGACUUAAGAGAAAUUUGAAAAAAAUAAUGUAAUAGUUUAAAAUAUAAAGUCUGUUUUUGUUGAUCCAGUUCUAACCCAAACAUCUUGCGGUUACCAUCAUUUUAAUAAAAAAAAUUUAUGCUAAUAAUUUUUAAAUUAUUUAAUUUUUAUACAAAAUGGCGGCAAUAGACCUUAGGUCGCGGUGCAGUCAUCAAGGCAAUUUCUAUGCUAUUUUAGAAUUUUUAUAGAUGUAUUAAAAAAAUCUAUGAAAAUUGCAUACAGCCUUACUUAAAAAGCUGAAUAUCUCGAGAAGUAUUAAUGAUCGCGGUUUUGACCUCGCAACUUUUUUAUAGCAAAUAAAAUUUCCUAAAAAUUUGUCUUGAACAUUUUUCCUAUAGCUCCUGUCAUUUACGAGAUAUAUACAAAAAAUAGCGAAAUUCUUGGAAAAAUCGGAUUUAGAGUUCCGUACUACCUCGCCGGUGUGAGUUACCACUUUGCUGCACUGGGCACUUUUGUAGAGAGAACAAUUCUGAGAAAUAUGGGUCUAAUGUCAAAGCGAUGCCAUAAAAUACCUCUGAUCUGUAGGAAUUUAAAGAUAAAAACUCACGAUUGUAGUGUAUUUUCUAUGGAAAAUUUUCAGAGGCCUUGGUCCAGUUCUUAAUGUUAAUAUUAAGGGCUAAAAUUUUCAGGGAAUUUUUUUUAGGGUAUUUACAAGGAAAUUUCGUGACGGGACCGAGAAAAAUUAAUUGUUCAAAAAACACCCUAAUGUACAUAUACGAGUAUGUUAUAUGUGUAUGUAUAUAGGAAUAAUCAGAGAACUAACAAACAAGAAACAUAACAACAAGUCUCCGCUAUCGGAACUCUAAUACAUUCAAAGAAUUAGCGUGAAACUAUCGCAUAUGCAUACAUAUCGUGAAACUCAUCAGGUUCAUAAUACACGUAGUAAUAAACUCAUUGGAACUUUAAAAGAUAUCUCAGGUAGCGCUGUUGCGUUAUUAAUCGAUAGUUGGUUUACAGUGAUACGAUUAUUACAAAAUUUUAAUCACAGCGCCACCAAGUUUAGAGAAUGGUUUCAAAUUUGUUCGAACGAAUUUUUAGUGGCAACAUCGUUAUAAUCUCUCGCCACUUUUUGUAUACAGACUCAUACUCGUGAUGUAAUGUUAUUUAAUAAAGUUCGCAUAAAUUCCCAUUUUACAAGGCUCGUUUGCCAUAACACGUUGUAUAUACAUACUUAUGUAUACUUGUUAACGUUCUCAAAGCAUUUAACGCGUAUUAGCCGAUUUGCUGCUGCGACGCCAACUAUGUACAUUGUGCGAUUAGAAGCAUUUUAUUCUUUCAAAUUGAAAUAUUAAAGUUUUGUAAACAUUUUUGUUAAAAGCUUGAAAUAUGUAAUGUUAUUGUACAAUGAUUUGUGAAAAUAAUGUGUACGUGGGAAAUUAAUGUAACGUGUGAAAGACUACAACCUUGAUAUGCACAAUGCAAAGUACACAAUGCAACGAAGGUCAACAAAAUACAAAGUGACGGUAACAUAUGAGGAAAUAAACUACAGUAAAAGCAUUGAAAGAAACAAUUUCAUUAAAUUUGUGGUCCCUUUUAAGUCUCCAACAAUAGCUAGCAUUCCUGGACGCUUAUCCAUUAAGGAAAUGGUUUGAUGGAACCCCUCACCUUGUUCGUCCCUCACAGCACCCAAAUUUGUCGGAAAGAAAUCCAGAUGAGAGUCCAGCAUAUUUAUUUUCAAGGACAUAUUAAACCCCAAAGCUUUAAAUGAUAUCAUAUAAGUGUUACGAUCACUUGUGUCAAAAUUCGAAAUACAGCUAUUUACGUGACGAGUUCACGGAUGUAACGAUUCGACUCCAGCUAAAUGCACGAAAUUUUUAUGCAUUACUAAUUUGCAUUAAUAUGGAUCAAAUGCGCAAGUUAAGCCCGCAAAUUAGGUCUGUCGUCUGCCAAGGCUAUUAGGCUCGAAAAAAUAUAUAAGGCCAGCAUCCAAUUAUUAUACGAGUACAUACCGAAAAAGUGGGAAAAAAGUUAAAUUAGUGUAUAUUAGCAAGGACACUACAUCACAAACACACAUAGAAUAUAGCACGAUUAUUGAUUUUCUGUCCAAUGGCAGCAUUGACGGCAUUAUGUGCAUGAUUAUACAAGUAGCAUCAUAUAGCUCAGCGAAACACAUAAGCUACGCAAAUAGAUGCUCUCAUCAGGAAGGUGUCUUUUUCCCACUUUUAUAAGUGGUGGCGCUGAAUUGUAAGGGAAGUUUCCUUCAGAUACACUUAUCUGCCCAUUUGUCGGAACCGUUGAUAUCGGAAAACUAUAGCAUAUAUCUGCAAUACAAACUGACUGAUCAUGAUCAAAUUCAUGUGAGGAAUCUUUUGAAUUUGUGAAGGAUAUUAUACAUAUGUACUCUUUCUAAAGGACAUACUCGA
Bactrocera dorsalis (oriental fruit fly) is the source of this 15166-nucleotide messenger RNA. RefSeq names its product retrovirus-related Pol polyprotein from transposon 412 (gene dpr7). Gene Ontology annotation, biological process: DNA integration; synapse organization. Gene Ontology annotation, molecular function: nucleic acid binding. The coding region runs from base 728 to 2536 and encodes 602 amino acids. NCBI's taxonomy places the organism in Eukaryota, Metazoa, Arthropoda, Insecta, Diptera, Tephritidae. Gene Ontology annotation, cellular component: neuron projection membrane. The record is from RefSeq and is a predicted model, not a curated record. The transcript has 6 exons.